Parasteatoda tepidariorum (common house spider) is the source of this 1551-nucleotide messenger RNA. RefSeq names its product acyl-CoA Delta-9 desaturase. Gene Ontology annotation, cellular component: endoplasmic reticulum membrane. Gene Ontology annotation, molecular function: iron ion binding; stearoyl-CoA 9-desaturase activity. Gene Ontology annotation, biological process: unsaturated fatty acid biosynthetic process. The record is from RefSeq and is a predicted model, not a curated record. Lineage: Eukaryota; Metazoa; Arthropoda; Arachnida; Araneae; Theridiidae.
UCAGCGAAUCAAAGAGAGAAGCGGGGAUUUCGGUCUUCAGCGUAAAAAAGGAGGUUGCAUGUAAGCAAGGUGAGAAUCAUUUUGAGACGCUGGCCGGCUCGUGCUCGCAGGUUUUAAUUUAACGCAAAAUAAUUUGUAAAUUGUGCGUGCACCAUAUUUUUAAGUACCCCUACAUUCAUAGUUUGGAUUUCGACGAUAUUAUUAAUGGUUUUAAGAGACUUAUAAAGUUUUUCUCUUUUUUCCAUAUAAAAGAUGGCACCAAAUAAUACAGCAUCAAUAGAAGAAAGUGUUUCACCCAAAAAUGAAACGGAGCAAAAGACGGAACCGAAAUUCAAGACCGAAAUAGUGUAUACAAAUGUGCUGCUUUUUAUUUACCUACAUUUGAGUUUUGUGUAUGGAGUCUAUUUGGGUCUCACUACUGCCGAUUCAAAAACGGGCAUUUUUUCUUACAUCUAUGGCAAUAUUGCUGGUUUAGGCAUCACAGCUGGUGCGCACAGGCUCUGGUCUCAUCGUUCAUACAAAGCAAAACUGCCUCUUAGAAUUUUUUUAGUCAUCUUAAAUUCGAUCGCUGCUCAGAAUGACGUCUACGAGUGGUGCCGAGAUCACAGAGUGCACCAUAAAUUUACAGAAACUGACGCAGAUCCUCACAACAUUAAAAGGGGUUUCUUUUUCGCUCACAUGGGAUGGCUUAUGUGCAGAAAGCACCCAGCUGUUAAGGCUAAGGGAAAAGCUGUAUUCUUGGAUGACAUCUUGGCUGAUCCAGUUGUCCGCUUCCAAAGGAAAUUUUAUAUUCCCUUGGUGCUUUUGUUCAGCUUUUAUCUUCCAACCAUGAUACCAGUUUGGCUCUGGAACGAGACUAUCUGGAAUUCCUUUUUCGUUUCUUCCAUGGCAAGAUACUGCUUUAGUUUGAAUGUGACAUGGCUGGUAAACAGUGCCGCCCACAUGUUCGGUGAUCGGCCUUACGACAAGUUCAUAUGGGCAAGCGAAAAUCCUAUAGUGGCCUUCUUUGCCCACGGAGAAGGAUGGCACAACUACCAUCACGUAUUUCCUUGGGAUUAUUCAACAAGUGAAUUAGGCUACUCACUGAAUCUCACAAAGAUAUUCAUCGAUUUCAUGGCGUUGAUAGGGCAAGCUUAUGACUUGAAGACUGCUCAUCCGCAACUAGUAAAGAACAGAAAGCUGAAAACUGGUGACGGAACAAGAAUUAAAAGCUUGGAAAUGACAUCUAGUGAAUAUUGUGCGACCUCUUGAAUGUUUGGCUGAGCCAAAUGUUCUGGUAAGUCGCGUGAACAGUUCCUAUCUUGGCGUGAUUUUAUGAAUGAGGGUAGAAUAAUUCUUCGUCAGAAACACAUUAAGAAUUCUCGAAGAGAGAACUAUUUAUUUUUAGAAGUGUGACUACAUAGACUUUUUGUGCACUGAGUGCUUUUAGGUGUGUACAGUGAACUUUCUGCACUUUGAUGCUGAAAAUGUGUCAUUUUUCUUUGAUUGUAUUAUAUUUUUUCUCCAAUCAAUUCGUGUAAAAAAUAAAGCUUAAUUUUGAUUUUUAUAAAA